AUGUGUCCCAAAUGUCAUACUAACGGUAGACUUAGCACUAUUACUUUUUUUUUCAUCUCUCUUCUCAGAAGUCUCAACUGCCCUACUAGUUGCAGACCUAGUCUUUCAACUCUUUGCUCAGGCGUAUCGUAUGCCCUAUUAGCGGCAGAACUAUCUCUCUUACCUUUCUUUCAACUUUCUGUUCAGGACUCUCAACUGCCCUACUGGCGGCAGCCCCUUUUCUGUAAACCUUGUAGACUUUCAUCUCUUUCCUCAGUAGUCACUGCUAGCAUCUUUUCUUUCGUCGCUUUUCUUAUGAUUCUCAACUGGCCAAUUCUCAACAGACCUAUCUCUAUUAGCGAGCAUCCUUUCAUAUAUUUUCUCAUGAGCCUCAUGUUCCAUGUUAUCAGUUCUCUUUGGUCUAGAAUCCUGACGUUAUUUUCCUUCCUUUGUUCAAGCGUCCCAGUUUCUCUACGUGCCGUUGACCUCCCGAUAACUUUCCUGUCUUUGCUCAAAAUUGUCAGCUGCUCUUUGAGUAGCAAACAUAUCUAUUUCGUUCCGAAGCGUUUGCUGUCUCUGAAUCCUUCGGCUUUCAGUCUUUCUUCCCCUUGUGUUGAUGUUUCAACUGCCCGAUGUAAAGAAUUUUGUGCACUUUCUACCUGCAAAUUUGUUUCUUUCUGUUUUCUGUUGUCCUCCAUCACUCUUCUUGGAAAACCCUUUCAUUUGCUUACUCUUGAGUUGCUAAAAAUCUUGUUUGACUGUGUUCUAUAG
Messenger RNA from Acanthosepion pharaonis, 750 nucleotides. The record is from the annotation of a GenBank genome assembly. Lineage: Eukaryota; Metazoa; Mollusca; Cephalopoda; Sepiida; Sepiidae.